This is a messenger RNA of Apiotrichum porosum, 2217 nucleotides long. RefSeq names its product threonyl-tRNA synthetase (gene THS1). The transcript has 2 exons. Gene Ontology annotation, cellular component: cytoplasm. The coding region runs from base 1 to 2217 and encodes 738 amino acids. Gene Ontology annotation, biological process: threonyl-tRNA aminoacylation. Lineage: Eukaryota; Fungi; Basidiomycota; Tremellomycetes; Trichosporonales; Trichosporonaceae. The record is from RefSeq and is a predicted model, not a curated record. Gene Ontology annotation, molecular function: threonine-tRNA ligase activity; ATP binding.
AUGUCCGCUCCCGCCGCCGCCGCCGCCGCUGCGCCUGCUGCCCCCGCCAAGGCCCCUGCCGGCGACAAGCCCCAGAAGCAGAAGAAGGAGAAGAAGGCCGGCUCUGGUGGUCCCAACGGUGCCGUUGGCGCCGAGCUGAGCCCUCCUCCCGAGUUCUUCGCUGAGCGUAUCAAGAUCUUUGACGAGCACAUGGCCAAGUACAAGGCCUUUGUUGCCGAGCAGCCUCGCGUCCCCAUCACCAUCACUCUUCCCAACGGCAAGGAGGUUGAGGGCACUGCCUGGGAGACCACCCCCAUGCAGGUCGCCAAGGGCAUUGCCGCCUCGCUCGCCGACCGUGUCAUUAUCGCCAAGGUCAACAACCAGGAGCUCUGGGACCUGAACCGUCCCCUCGAGGCUUCGGUGUCGCUCGCCCUCCUUGACUUUGACUCUCCCGACAACGACUACGAGGCCCGCCAGGUCUUCUGGCACUCGUCGGCGCACGUCCUCGGUGAGGCCUGUGAGCGUUCGUACGAGGGCUGCUGCCUCGGCUACGGUCCCCCCCUCCCUGAGGGCGGUUUCUUCUACGACAUGGGUCUUGCCAACAACAAGACCAUCACUGAGGAGGACCACAAGCACAUUGAGACUGUCUGCCAGAAGACUGUCAAGGAGAAGCAGCCCUUUGAGCGUCUCUCGCUCCCCAAGGAGGUUCUCCUCGAGAUGUUCAAGUACAACAAGUACAAGCAGCACUACAUCAACGAGAAGGUCCCCGACGGAACUGAGUCGACUGUCUACCGCUGUGGUCCUCUCAUCGACUUGUGUCUUGGUCCCCACGUGCCCCACACUGGCCGCGUCAAGUCGAUGGCCGUUACCAAGAACUCGUCGUCCUACUUCCUUGGUGACAAGGACAACGACUCGUUCCAGCGUGUCUACGGCAUGUCGUUCCCGGACUCGAAGCAGAUGACCGAGUGGAAGAAGCUCCAGGAGGAGGCCGCCAAGCGUGACCACCGCAAGAUUGCCAAGGAGCAGGAGCUCUUCUUCUUCUCGGACCUCUCGCCCGGCUCGCCCUUCAUGCUCCCCCACGGCAUGCGUAUCUACAACACCCUCAUGGCCUUUGUCCGCGAGGAGUACAACAAGCGUGGCUUUGUCGAGGUUGGCUCGCCCAACAUGUUCAACUCGAAGCUCUGGGAGACUUCGGGCCACUGGCAGCACUACGCCAAGGACAUGUUCGUCCUCAAGGUCGAGGACGAGCAGUUUGCCCUCAAGCCCAUGAACUGCCCCGGUCACUGUGUCCUCUUUGACGCUCGUGAGCGUUCGUACAAGGAGCUCCCCCUCCGCUUUGCCGAGUUUGGUGUUCUCCACCGUAACGAGGCCUCGGGUGCCCUCUCGGGUAUGACCCGUGUCCGCCGUUUCGUGCAGGACGACGCCCACAUUUUCUGCACUGUUGACCAGAUUGAGGGUGAGCUGCAGGGUGCCAUCGAGUUCCUCGACGCCAUCUACAAGCCCUUCGGCUUCACCUACAAGGUCGGUCUCUCGACCCGUAACCCUGAGAAGUGGAUGGGCGACCUCGACGUCUGGAACAAGGCCGAGGCCUCGCUCAAGGACGUCCUCGAGAAGAAGCUCCCCGGCAACUGGCACAUCAACGAGGCCGACGCUGCGUUCUACGGCCCCAAGCUCGACUUUGACCUCACCGAUGCCCUCGGCCGCAAGUGGCAGUGCGGUACCAUCCAGCUCGACUUCCAGCUCCCCGACCGCUUCGGUCUCCGCUACCGCGGCCCCGAGCUUCCCGGAGAGGUUGCUGGCUCGCAGUUCCACCGCCCCGUCAUGAUCCACCGUGCCAUUCUCGGCUCGAUCGAGCGUUUCAUGGCCAUCAUCACCGAGAACUGCGCUGGCAAGUGGCCCUUCUGGCUCUCGCCCCGCCAGGUUGUCGUCAUCCCCGUCUCGGUCAAGGCAUACGGCGCGUACGCCACCGAGGUCUGCGAGGCCUUGAAGGCUGCCGGCCUCUACGCCGAGGUCGACCUCUCGGACGCCACCCUCCCCAAGAAGACCAGGACAGCGGCCAUGAACAAGACCAACAUCAUCUGCAUUGUCGGCGAGGACGAGAUGCAGGAGCGCUCGGUCAAUAUCCGUAACCGUGACGACGAGGUGCAGGGCCGUGCCGAGACCAUCAAGCUCGAGGACGCCAUCACCAGGCUGGUCGCCCUCAAGAACAACCGCGACCGUAUCGCCGUCAUCAACUAG